GAUUGGGACCCGCUGCGGGGAGCGCGCCGGGCUGCGGCUGCUGCUCGGUCUCUAGUCUGCGGGCGGGCCACGGAAGCUCGCGCGCUCCGUGCAUCCCUCUUCUCGUCCGGCCGAGAGCUUGGGUUAUGGUAAUGUCAGCCAGACUUCUCAGAGCCCUGGCUGGAUCUCGCCAUAUUUUGUCAAAAGCAUGUCAGUGCCAAGGACUUAUUCAUCGAAUGUUAAAACCACUUAACGAAUUUGAGACUGCGGCACGCACAGCCCUGACAAGCAACCAGAACUUGGAUUUGUUCUUUCCUGACGCAGCAACUGGUGGUUUGAAUAAGUCUCAGGUCCUGCGGAUGAACCAGAAAAUAUCAAAUACAAACGUACUCCCUCCAUUCAACACUGCAUGUUGCCAGGAUGGAAAAGCUCACCUUCCAACCAGGAACUCCGUCAGUACUCACAGGAAAGUGACUCACAAACCAAAUCUGCUAGGUUCUAAGUGGUUUAUAAAAAUAUUAAGGAGACAUUCCUCAUCUGUGUCCACGGAAACAGUUUCUAAACAAGAUUUUCCGCAAAUCAAGAGACCACUGAAAGCUUCGAGGACCAGGCAGCCGUCUAGGACCAAUCUUCCGGUCCUGCCUGUGAACGAGGACCUGAUGCAAUGUACUGCGUUUGCAACCGCAGAUGAGUAUCAUCUUGGAAGCCUCUCUCAAGAUCUGACGUCCCGUGGAUACAUCGAAGUGACCAGCUUGCCUCGAGAUGCAGCAAACAUUCUGGUGAUGGGUGUGGAAAAUUCUGCAAAAGAAGGUGAUCCUGGUACAAUAUUCUUCUUCAGGGAAGGAGCUGCUGUGUUCUGGAAUGUGAAAGACCAAACUAUGAAGCAGGUGAUGCAAGUUCUAGAAAAACAUGAAAUUCAGCCCUAUGAAAUUGCAUUGGUUCACUGGGAAAAUGAAGAGCUUAACUACACAAAAACAGAGGGGCAGUCAAAACUUCACAGAGGGGAAAUCCGGUUAAAUUCAGAGCUGGAUUUAGAUGACACCAUUCUAGAGAAAUUUGCUUUCUCAAAUGCCCUUUGCCUUUCAGUGAAACUUGCUAUCUGGGAAGCAUCACUGGAUAAAUUUGUUGAAUCUAUUCAGUCGAUUCCAGAGGCUUUAAAAGCUGGGAAGAAAGUGAAACUAUCUCAUGAAGAAGUUAUGCAGAAAAUGGGUGAACUCUUUGCCCUAAGACACCGUAUAAACUUGAGUUCAGACUUCUUGAUUGCUCCUGAUUUCUACUGGGACAGAGAAAAUCUGGAAGAACUUUACGAUAAAACUUGUCGGUUCCUCAGCAUUGCUCGUAGAGUUAAGGUCAUGAAUGAAAAGCUUCAGCACUGCAUGGAGCUAACAGAUCUGAUGCGGAAUCACCUGACGGAGAAGAGGACACUCCGCCUGGAGUGGAUGAUUGUCAUCCUUAUUACCAUAGAGGUGCUGUUUGAACUGGGACGAGUAUUUUUUCUGAUUAAGUGAUGACCAAAGGAAAAGUAUGGUUGCAAGACACUCGAGUUCUGCAAUCAAACGUUAAGUAUCAUCUACUGA
Budorcas taxicolor (takin) is the source of this 1556-nucleotide messenger RNA. RefSeq names its product required for meiotic nuclear division 1 homolog (gene RMND1). Gene Ontology annotation, biological process: positive regulation of mitochondrial translation. The transcript is spliced from 12 exons. The record is from RefSeq and is a predicted model, not a curated record. Bases 126 to 1487 code for a protein of 453 amino acids. Lineage: Eukaryota; Metazoa; Chordata; Mammalia; Artiodactyla; Bovidae.